AUGGCCUCAUCAGAUGUGCAGAACCUGCAGCUCGACCAACCUCUUCUCUACCGCCGCGGCUCGACCAAUGAGCGAAAGAUCUGCUGCGAAGAAGAGGAGAAGUCAAACGAGACCCGCAGGCCACGCACCUCGAACGUCUGACAAUCGACAAAGCCUGCAGAAUGACCGGGCAAGAGUCCCUCGCCAACCGACGCCGGAGUGCACUUCUUCAGACAACUGAGAAACGUCAAAGCCUCAAGAAGAAGAAGUUCGAAAAACAUGGUGAACGACCUGCAAGCAGAGAUCGGCAGACGCAAACGCGCUGGAUGGGCCGCCUUCAACUCCAUCAAAGAAGUCACCAGCCAGCUGAAAGACCCGAAACUGCGAGCUCACAUCUUCGAAGCGUCGAUAAUCCCUGCCAUCUCCUACGGUACCGAAGUUUGGCCUGACACGAAGAAAAAUGCAACCGCCCUACGAACUUCCUACCGCGCACUGGAACGUGCUCUCAUCGACACCACACGCACUCGCUUCGAGCAGUGGAAAAAAGAACAGAGGAGCACAGACCUCCGUCAACUGUCCCAAAUCCGGGAUCUAGAAGAGCACAUACAGCGCGGGAAACAUCGUUGGGGCGGCCACGUCAUCCGCAGACAAGACGACCGCUGGUCCACGAGAUUAACACACUGGAUUCCGAGAAACAUCAAGCGUCCACUCGGGCGCCCACCGACCAGAUGGACGGACUACUUCCGCAAGAACAUCAGUCAGCCAGGCCGCCACUGCAUGACCGUCGCGCAAGACCGAGCCGCCUGGAGAACGUGUGGUCCACGCUGA
Molecule: messenger RNA, 807 nt
Organism: Caenorhabditis auriculariae
Lineage: Eukaryota; Metazoa; Nematoda; Chromadorea; Rhabditida; Rhabditidae
Source: the annotation of a GenBank genome assembly